UCAGGCCGUGAUCUACAGCAGUACCAGAGUCAAGCAAAGCAGCUCUUCCGCAAGCUGAAUGAGCAGUCCCCCACCAGAUGUACUCUCGAAGCAGGAGCCAUGGCUUUCCACUACAUCAUUGAGAAAGGAGUGUGUUACCUGGUCCUGUGUGAAGCUGCAUUCCCCAAGAAACUGGCGUUUGCGUAUCUGGAAGACUUGCAUUCAGAGUUCGAUGAGCAGCAUGGCAAGAAGGUGCCAACGGUCUCCAGGCCCUAUUCCUUCAUUGAAUUUGAUACCUACAUCCAGAAAACCAAGAAGCUCUACAUUGAUAGCCGGGCAAGGAGGAAUCUGGGCUCCAUCAACACAGAGCUGCAAGAUGUGCAGAGGAUUAUGGUGGCCAACAUUGAGGAGGUCUUACAGCGAGGAGAGGCACUUUCAGCUCUUGAUUCCAAGGCCAACAACUUGUCCAGUUUGUCUAAGAAGUACCGUCAAGAUGCGAAGUACCUGAACAUGCGCUCCACUUACGCCAAACUUGCGGCUGUAGCUGUGUUUUUUAUCAUGUUGAUCGUUUAUGUGAGAUUCUGGUGGCUGUGAGCCGGUUGCAGUCAUGUAAGAGGGAAAGCCGGUAGCCUGGCAGGUGUAUGUGUGCAGGACACUGUUCACGGGGGAUGUGCAUUAGAAUCCACACAGGACUAUCACCUUUACGGGAGUGUCCUGAAAUUGUUAGGUGACACCUGACUACUACAUCUCUUAGUGAAGCCUAACAACAGGUGUAAAGGCUUGUUGACUACAGGCUUUUCCUCUGAGGCAGUUUGCACUAGGGUAUUGCAGAGUUUGGCCUCCCAGGGUUCUGCCCCCCUCCUGGGGGCACACUCUGGGAACAGUCAAUCAGUGCGGUUUAGCAUAAUCACAUCGUACGUCCUCUUGUUAAGUAGCUCUAGUGGGAACUGGACUCUAAUGAACAUUCCUUGUGUUGGCAACGUUUGCUUUUUUUAGAAUCUGGGUCUGCAGUUACUAUUUUUUUUUAAAGACAAGACUCCCCUGUUUGAAGGUAAAUACUGCACUGUACAUAUAAUAGCUUUCACCUCUGUCAGAAUA
Molecule: messenger RNA, 1077 nt
Organism: Mesitornis unicolor (brown roatelo)
Lineage: Eukaryota; Metazoa; Chordata; Aves; Mesitornithiformes; Mesitornithidae
Gene: SEC22B
Product: SEC22 vesicle trafficking protein homolog B (S. cerevisiae)
Exons: 4
Biological process (GO): retrograde vesicle-mediated transport, Golgi to endoplasmic reticulum; endoplasmic reticulum to Golgi vesicle-mediated transport; vesicle fusion with Golgi apparatus
Cellular component (GO): ER to Golgi transport vesicle membrane; Golgi membrane; endoplasmic reticulum membrane
Molecular function (GO): SNAP receptor activity
Source: RefSeq, a predicted model, not a curated record